This is a messenger RNA of Hemibagrus wyckioides, 16103 nucleotides long. RefSeq names its product calcium channel, voltage-dependent, T type, alpha 1H subunit b (gene cacna1hb). Gene Ontology annotation, cellular component: neuron projection; plasma membrane; voltage-gated calcium channel complex. Gene Ontology annotation, molecular function: low voltage-gated calcium channel activity; voltage-gated sodium channel activity. The transcript has 33 exons. Bases 3080 to 9505 code for a protein of 2141 amino acids. The record is from RefSeq and is a predicted model, not a curated record. Gene Ontology annotation, biological process: membrane depolarization during action potential; calcium ion import; positive regulation of calcium ion-dependent exocytosis. NCBI's taxonomy places the organism in Eukaryota, Metazoa, Chordata, Actinopteri, Siluriformes, Bagridae.
GAUAGACAGACAGAGUGUACAGACAGACAGAUAGACAGACAGAGUGUACAGACAGAUAGACAGACAGAGUGUACAGACAGAUAGACAGACAGAGUGUACAGACAGAUAGACAGACAGAGUGUACUUUAGAAUCAGGACUAUUUCAGUAUUUGUAUUAAUAAAUGGAUGAGUUUUUUCUCUUCAUCUCAUUCAGAUAUAAGGAAUUGGAAGUGAAAGUCGUUUGUCAGCUCCUGAGCUUCACGUUAGACUUUUUCCACGUCAGCGCUCAUCUUUCAUUUGCAUGUAAAGUGUUUGGAGUCGAUCUCACAGGCUAAUGAGUAGGACGGAGUGUAAGUGUGUGAAAACUCACAGGUUUUUAAGACGUUACUUUUACCGUCGCAUUAAACACUGCAUCACAGAGACGCCCAGUUUUAAUGAAUUUAUUGAGUGAAAAAAGCAUCAAAUAUUCACCGGCUCCCAGGAAAUGAAAGCUCGUGUCACAUGAUCACUCAGGGUUAAAGCUUAGCAUUUUUGUUUCUAUAGCAACAGCUCCUUCACGUGAACAUAAACACACUGGACACAUGAACUGAUUAAAAAAACGUUGGGUUUUUCGAGUCUCAGGCGUCAGUAACAGGAAGUUUUCCAUCAUCUUCAGGACAGAGGAGUUUCUUUGAGACUUUUUUACGCAGAAGUUCCAUUAAAUUUAUUUAAUAAGUUAAAAGAUGGCAGUCGCGGGCAAAUUGCUGCAGUGUGAAAGGAAUAAGAGACGCAUUAUCACAAUUAAUCCAUUAAGUGGAUCAAUCAAGUAGAUCAAAAGUUUGUAACCUACUGAGAUCUGGACACGGUAUCACAGAUCUGUGCUUGUUUUAGGGGCGGGGCUUAUAAUCACGAGUUUAAGUUGAUGUUCUUUCUGAACCGUGGAUUGGGUUUCAAAAAUAAAUGUCUAAUGCUGAGUUCACACUGCACGAUUUUAGCCCUGAUUUUUAGUCGGCGACUAGUUGAGGGCAAAUCAGAGCUCAUGCACGUGUGUGACUAUCACAAUGUGAAUCAGGGGCAAUUCUAGAAUUUUCAUUUAAGGGGGGGGGCUCAGCCCCCAAUGAGGGUAUAAUAGUGAAAAAUAAAUGAAUAAAUAAAUAAAAUAAAGGUUUGACUAACAGGGUAGGAUGGUAAACUUUCCACUGUAUUGCAUAGAUGUGUAUAAUAUUUGAGUACUGAACAAGCCAAAUACGAGUCUUUCUGAUCACACACACACACACACACACUUGAUCCUCGCUCUGCGACGCCGCGGUCUGCGGAUUGAAGAACGCGGUGAAAGACGGGGAGGAGCCGAAGAGCCGCCGUUUUCAUAUGAACUUUAAAGGGGACUGAGGAGAUCACCAAUUUGUGUAGAGUUUAUGGAGAAUCGCAGAAUUGUAGGAGGGCACACUAAAAAUGGCCUAGCGACGCCCAUGGUUUGAAUUAGCAAAGACGCGAUCUGAGCGAGUCGACGAUGCGUCGCUCAUUAAAUAUUUGGCAUGCUAAAUAUCUGGACCUGUCAGCGACUCAAUAUCCUGCAGCAUGAAAGGAGUUCUGGCUGAAAAACACCACGGCGAUGACCUACAUCCAAUGAGAGAGCGAGAUACAGGGCAGCGGUCAGUUCGGGGAGGAGUUAUAGACCACAAUAUCAGCGAGCAUGAUCAUUUGUUGGAGCACAAUAUUAUAGUUUAAUAGACUUUAUAGGUUUUUAUCAGAAAAUGUCUUAAAUAUAGUUAUAUCAGAAUAAAUAAGCUUCACAGUAGCAUCAAACAGAGCCUCCUGGUGAUCCAGCGGCAGGAUCCCGCACCCUCAUUGCCGUGGCCCGGGUUCGAUUCCCGGUCAGGGCGCUAACCCAGCCACUGAAUAGUUUACUCUCAGUGCCGGUCCCAAGCCCGGGUUAAAUGGGAGGGUUGCUUCAGGAAGGGCAUCUGGUGUAAAACCUGUGCCAAAAUGAAAGAUGUGGACCAGGUGAUCUGCUGUGGUGACCCUGGACAGGGAGCAGCCAAAAGAACAACAACAAAAACAUCAAACAGAAAUAAAGCAGAAGCAUUUGCUUGAGCAUCACAUUGUAAAAUUAUUCAUUUGUUCAAUUCUGCAGAACGCACAAUCCUUGUUCCCUGCAUUUCCAGUCUUGAGGAACAUUUCCAGUGUUGCAUGAGAACUCUGACAUCACGUGUGAUCUCCCGUUAUUUCCUCAUUAUUUCUCGCACACGUUCGGUUGUGAAACAGAGUUGUCACCGAUUCUUCAAAAGCCACUAGAGGAAUUUAUAAAAAAGUGUUUAUUAUUGUAGCAUGGCAUCAUAACUAAACACAGUAGAGUAAAUCUGAAAGCAGUGUAAGGUGCUGAAAUCAGGAGUCACUUAUCUUAAUCUUUCAGUAGAAGCCGAUAAAUGAAACCUGGCUGGAUCCAAUCAAGCGCAGAAAUCUCUCGGAGUUUGUUCCACGGCGCUGAAGCUGGAAAAGGGCUGAUUUAAGGAGUUGGUGAAUUAGAGCCUGGGACUGAAGCUGAUUUUCCAUUUUCCAUUUCAUUAUUACACUGCUUUUUUAGGCAGCCGUGUGUGUGUGUGUGUACGUGUGUCUGUGUACGUGUGUGUGUACGUGUGUGUGUCUGUGUGUGUGUGUGAGGAUGUAUAUGAUUUCAUUUAGAUGAGAGAUUCUCAUCCUCUUCAUCAAGAGUAGUGUCAUGUCAUGCCGUGUGUGUGUGUGUGUGUGUACUCACGCAGGAUUGUUUGACGAGGAGGAAUAGUUUAAAUCCUGCAGUUUCAGUCAGACAGAGUACUGAGGAAACCAGCAGGGGAACACACCCUGUCUAAUCUGUCUGCUAACACACACACACACACACACACACACACACAGAGAUCUGGUUUCAGACAUACUAAUCCUGAACUGUUCACAGUGGCUCUGUGUCUGCUCUUACAUGAUGGAGUUAGAAUUCACAGCCAUCCAUGAAAGCAACACUGACCAUGCUGUCCAGGUGGGAGGGGCUUAAUCUCUUUCACCUGUCAAUCAUUCAUUCAAGGGCAAAUGCCAUUAAUGUAAACGUCACAGUGACACCAGACACACCGUGCCUCCUCUAAGCUCAUGUAUGUGGAAGAGGGCAGAUAGCACUUACCUAGCAGCCUCAUUUACACCACAGCAGAAAUCUGUCUCUCUGUCUCUCUCUCUCUCUCAGCUGUCUGUCUCUCUCUCACCUGUCUGCCAGUCACACUCUCUCUGCCAGCUGUGUCUCUGUUUGUCUGUGUAUCAGUCUCUCUCUGCCUCUCUCUCUGUCUGUCUGUGUGUAUUGAGCCUUAACCCCAGCUCCACGUGGUUUGAGCGAGUCAGCAUGUUGGUGAUUUUGCUCAACUGCGUCACGCUCGGCAUGUUCCAGCCGUGUCAGGACCUGGAGUGUCACUCAGAGCGCUGCACCAUACUGCAGGCGUUUGAUGACUUCAUCUUUGCGUUCUUUGCGGUGGAGAUGGUGCUGAAGAUGGUGGCUCUAGGCGUGUUCGGCCCGAGGUGUUACCUUGGAGACACGUGGAACCGCCUAGAUCUCUUUAUCGUCAUGGCAGGAAUGUUGGAGUACUCUCUAGAUGGACACAACGUUAGUUUCUCUGCAAUCAGAACAGUCCGAGUUCUCAGACCUCUGAGAGCCAUCAACAGAGUUCCCAGUAUGCGUAUCUUGGUGACUUUGCUGCUGGACACGUUGCCGAUGCUGGGAAACGUUUUGCUGCUUUGCUUCUUCGUGUUCUUUAUCUUCGGAAUUGUGGGCGUGCAGUUGUGGGCGGGAUUACUGCGAAACCGCUGCUUCCUGGACGAGGACGCGAGGACGAUGUAUAAUCUCUCUCCGUCUUUGAGCGCUUACUACAGGCCUGAAGACUCGGACGACAUCGCCUUCAUCUGUUCAACCAACCGCGAGAACGGAAUGCUGCGCUGCUCGGACGUCCCGCCCCGAAAAGUGGGCGGGGCUUACUGCGAGCUGAACACGCGCAACGUCACGGACAUCUCUUCUCUAGACCCCGCCCAUAGAGGGGGGUGUGUCAACUGGAACGCGUACUACAACAACUGCAGAGCGAGCGAACACAAUCCGCACAAUGGAGCCAUCAACUUCGAUAACAUCGGGUACGCCUGGAUCGCCAUCUUCCAGGUGAUCACUCUAGAAGGCUGGGUGGACAUCAUGUACUACGUCAUGGACGCUCACUCCUUUUACAACUUCAUCUACUUCAUCUUCCUCAUCAUCGUGGGCUCCUUCUUCAUGAUCAAUCUGUGCCUGGUGGUCAUCGCCACGCAGUUUUCCGAAACCAAGCAGCGUGAGAACCAGCUGAUGCGAGAGCAGCGAGCUCGUUUCCGUAGCAACGAGUCCACGCUGACCAGUCUGGCCGAGCCCGGCUCCUGCUACGAAGAAAUUCUCAACUAUGUUUGCCAUCUUCUACGCAAGUUUUGUCGCCACCUUAUUCAUUUUUAUAACGAUGUGUUGCGCAAGAGCAAGAGCGCUAACCUCGGGGAGUCCGCCGCUGUGGGCGGAGCCAAUGGACACUGGAGCAAUAAGGAGAAGAUCGAGCUGACGCGACACCUCUUUCAUCAUCAUCAUCAUCAUCAUCGCCUGGGAAACAGCACAGACGUCCCAGAUAUGAAGGCAGUGCUCCUGAGAGGAGAUAAAUGCCUUCCCACGUACGCGUCCUCCUUCCCUCUGACCGUCCACAGCCUCAAGGGCAUCGGAGUGAACUACCCCACCAUCCUGCCCCUGGCCUUCUUCACACACUCACGUGUUCACCCCGGCUGCACUACUGCCCUCAAGACCAAGAACUCCAACAACAAAACACAGCAUGGUGUGUACCCAGGUGUGUGUUCGAGUGUGUGUGCGGAAGCUGGCAGCCGGCCGACACCCUGCGAGUUUCCCUCCUGCCCGGUUUCUGCUCGCGAGGCCGACACGCUCAGCUCCAACUCCGUCUGUGACUCUGACUCGGAGAAAGAGAGCGACUCGGAGGUGAAAAAAAGCAGCUGGGAAUCCGAGAGAAAUUUCAGCCAGAAGCCGAAGAGGGAGAACUUCCUGGGAGUGUGUGUGCGGUGUGUGAGAGCCGUGCUGAGGAGGAUCGUCGACAGCAAGUACUUCAACAGAGGCAUCAUGAUCGCCAUCCUCAUCAAUACACUCAGCAUGGGAGUGGAGUAUCAUGAACAGCCUGCUGAGCUGACAGAUGUGCUGGAGAUCAGUAAUAUCGUCUUCACCAGCCUCUUUGCCCUGGAGAUGGUGCUGAAGCUGCUGGCCUGCGGUCUGCUCGGCUACAUCAGCAACCCUUACAACAUCUUCGACUUGAUCAUCGUCAUCAUCAGUGUGUGGGAGCUCAUCGGACAGGCGGAUGGAGGUUUAUCCGUCCUGCGCACAUUCCGUCUCCUCAGGGUCCUAAAGCUGGUCCGCUUCCUGCCAGCACUGCGCAGGCAACUCGUGGUCCUGAUGAAGACCAUGGACAACGUGGCCACCUUCUGCAUGCUGCUCAUGCUCUUCAUCUUCAUCUUCAGUAUCCUGGGCAUGCAUCUGUUCGGGUGUAAGUUCACGCUGCGCCUGGAGAACGGGGACACCAUCUCGGACAGGAAGAACUUCGACUCGUUGCUUUGGGCCAUCGUCACCGUGUUCCAGAUAUUAACGCAGGAGGACUGGAAUGUGGUGCUGUAUAACGGCAUGGCCUCCACCUCUCCGUGGGCGGCGCUUUACUUCGUUGCUCUCAUGACCUUCGGCAAUUACGUCCUCUUCAACCUGCUGGUGGCCAUUUUGGUGGAAGGCUUUCAGGCUGAGGGUGAUGCUAGCAGAUCAGAAAGUGAUGAUGAUGGGUUCUCAUCUGACUUUGAUGAUGAAGACCGGUUAAGAGAGUUCUUGAGCUCAGGUUCAGAGGUGAAACUGCAGACUCUCCUGCCCAUUUCUAACGGCCACUUGGAACCCAGAGCCACUAUGCCACCGUACCACGCCUACACUACAGCCACGCCCAGAACCGAAGUGUCUCACGUGGACAACCAAUCACUGCGCAGCUCCAACGCCUCCUAUGACCAGAGGUCUAUGUCCAGUCUAUGGGGGAGCCGCCGAUCCAGCUGGAACAGCCUCGGACACGCCCCUAGUUUGAAGAGGCGUUGCCAAUCAGCAGAGCACGAGUCGCUACUAUCGGGUGAAGACCGGGACAGUUUCGAAGAUGACCGAUCGGAGGAGGAGAAGUCCAGCAGGACAGGCAGCUUGAGCCGAGUUUCACAUCUCGAGUCAUUCGAUUUGCCAGAACUCUUACAAGUCCCGCCCAUACCACACCUCUACGGAGAAUGCAACGGAAGAUUGGACGGAUCGUUUCCUUCCUCUCCGUACACCACGCAACGAGAAACGUCACAUGCACCUACUGAGCAGGAUGAGGACACCGAGGAGAGCUGGUGUGUGAUUCUGAAAAGGAUGCUGGAGCCGUACAAGCCUCAGUGGUGCCGGGAUCACGAGGACUGGUCACUGUAUGUCUUCUCAUCUCAGAAUAAGUUCCGUGUACGCUGUCAGAAGGUCAUCACUCACAGGAUGUUUGAUCACAUCGUGCUGGUCUUCAUCUUCCUCAACUGCAUCACCAUUGCGCUGGAGAGACCGGACAUCCAGCCACACAGCAUGGAACGCGUAUUUCUCAGUGUUUCUAACUACAUCUUUACUGUGAUCUUUGUAGCUGAGAUGACCGUCAAGGUGGUGGCCAUGGGGCUGUAUGUGGGUCCAGGCUCGUAUCUGCAGAGCAGCUGGAAUGUUCUGGAUGGGCUGCUGGUGUUUGUGUCUAUUGUGGACAUCCUGGUGUCUCUGGCCUCAUCAGGAGGAAACCGCAUUUUGGGAAUCUUGCGGGUUCUGCGUCUUCUCCGAACGCUCAGGCCGCUCAGGGUGAUAAGUAGAGCUCCUGGGUUAAAGCUAGUGGUUGAAACGCUAAUAACUUCACUGAGGCCGAUUGGGAAUAUUGUUCUGAUCUGCUGUGCUUUUUUCAUCGUGUUUGGAAUACUGGGAGUCCAGCUCUUUAAGGGAAAGUUUUAUCACUGUGAAGGCUUCGACACCAGAAACAUCACCAACAGGUCCGAGUGUCUGCAGUCCAAUUACCGCUGGGUUCGCAGGAAAUACAACUUUGACAACUUGGGCCAGGCCUUGAUGUCAUUGUUUGUCCUGUCAUCCAAAGACGGCUGGGUCAACAUCAUGUAUGAUGGAUUAGACGCAGUGGCUGUGGACCAACAGCCCAUACGGAACCAUAACCCCUGGAUGCUGCUGUACUUCAUUUCCUUCCUGCUGAUCGUCAGCUUCUUCGUGCUGAACAUGUUUGUGGGCGUCGUGGUGGAAAACUUCCACAAAUGCCGUCAGGACCAGGAGGAGGAGGAGGCACGCCUCAGGGAGGAGAAGAGGCAGAGACGGCUGGAGAAGAGGCGCAGAAAGGCCCUCCAGAGACCGUAUUAUGCAGACUACUCUCCCGCCCGUCUCUACAUCCACACCCUCUGCACCAACCACUAUCUAGACCUCUUCAUCACCAUCAUCAUCGGCAUCAACGUCCUCACCAUGUCUAUGGAGCACUACAACCAGCCCAAGUAUCUGGAGGAAUCCCUGAAAUACUGCAACUACGUCUUCACGCUGGUGUUCGUCAUCGAGGCCAUGCUCAAACUGGUGGCCUUCGGCUUCAGGAGGUUCUUCAAAGACAGGUGGAAUCAGCUGGACUUGGCCAUUGUUCUGUUGUCUGUUAUGGGAAUUACGCUCGAGGAGAUUGACCUGAAUGCCUCAUUACCCAUUAACCCAACCAUCAUUCGCAUCAUGAGAGUGUUGCGCAUCGCCAGAGACUUGUUUUGCAGUGCUGAAGCUGCUGAAGAUGGCCACAGGAAUGAGAGCGCUGCUGGACACAGUGGUCCAGGCUUUACCACAGGUUGGAAAUCUGGGGCUUCUUUUCAUGCUGCUGUUCUUCAUCUACGCUGCUCUGGGAGUGGAGCUGUUCGGAAAACUCGGUCAGUUCUCCACUUCUCCCAAGAAAAAAACAACAGAAGUGAAUGCUCUGAGGAGAACCCGUGUGAAGGUCUGAGCCGACACGCAACCUUCGAGAACUUCGGCAUGGCGUUCCUCACGCUCUUCAGAGUCUCUACUGGAGACAACUGGAACGGGAUCAUGAAGGACACACUGCGGGAGUGUAAGAGUGGAGACCGCUGCUUGAGUUACCUGCCGCUGGUCUCCCCGCUGUACUUCGUGACGUUCGUGCUGGUGGCGCAGUUCGUCCUGGUGAAUGUGGUGGUCGCUGUGCUCAUGAAGCACCUAGAGGACAGCAACAAGGAUGCCUGCGAGGAGGCUGAGAUGGAGGCGGAGCUGGAGGCGGAGCUACAGGCAAAUCGUUGGCAAAAUGCCGCCGCCUCUGCCGGUGAGGUCACGGGGUCUCCUGCGCUCGAACAGGGCGACGACCUUCAGGACAGAAACCUGCUCACAGUCGGGAAGCCAAGUAUAUCGAGGAUGCUGUCUUUACCCAAUGACAGCUACAUGUUUUACCCCAAAGCUGGACACAAACCCAGAGAUCAGCUCUUCUCCAAACAGCAGACCAUCGAUCACACCACAAUUACAGGCUCGUCUCUGUCAGUGAAGUCGGAGUUGUUUGAAUGGGAAUCUCUGCUGCAGGUUCCAGAGCCUCCGCCUGGCCCCACCUCUCAUUUAGAGCCCCUCCCACCGCAUCAUGUAACUCGACAAAAGUCUGUCCGGAUGCUCCAGAGACAGGAGGCGAUAAAGAGCGACUCUGUGGAUUCCGCCAGCCCUGGAUCGAUGGACAACUUAUUUCUGCACCAUUCCGAUUCACUCAAAGUUCCCAGCAUCCCUCUGACCGGAGGCUCCGCCCCUUGUUCUCCUCUAGCCACGCCCCCUACAUGUCGGAGUCGGACAGCCAGCGUCCAAACAAGCCGACGCGUGUACAGCCAGCGCAGCAUCCCGUCACGCAGAUCCACACACACACAACCGGACACGCACAGACACACGUCUAACACACACACCUCAGACGAAGAAGUCAGACAGAUCGUCUCGCCUGCCGAGGCAAAAGACUCCACUGUCCGGCUCCUCAGACGCAGCCACACCUUAUCUCCACAUGUCGCAGGCGCUUUAUGUCUGAAAAGCCAAUCACACAGAAGUAAUAGUACAGGAAGUGACCUUAGAAAGUACAACAGCAUGGACUCCACCCACGGGGCGUGGUCAAACCGGCCGCAAAAGAAAAGCACGCCCUUUAAAACGCAAGAAACUGAAGCGUCUCUGUUGCGCAGGAAGCACAAAAUGAGUCCGCCUUGCGCUUCCACUUCCACAGACCCGCCCACGUUCUCUGAAACUUCUCCAAGUGGCGCAGUUCUAAAAAGACGAGCGCCGUCAUUUGACUCCACGCUGCUCCGGGAGACUUUGGAUCUUCCUGACUCCCUGCUAGUCGCUAAGCCCCUCCCACAACCUCAUUUAUCAAUCCAUCUGUCCCUCCCUUUUGAGCAAUCAAACAAUCGCGUGUCAGACGAGGACCAAUCAUCGCACUGUGUCCUGCUCAACCCCUAAUCAGAGUUAUGGACCUGUUAUGGGCGUGGCUUAUCAUUAUAGGCUGGUUCGUUCAGCCAAUGAGGAUUCAGACCAAAACAUUUGAUGCUAACGUGCACCUUUAAGCUAAGAAUUGUAAAAAAAAACAAAACAAAAAAAAACAAAGAAAAACAAAAAAACACGAUAACGGUAGGUAGGGUGAAAAUGAGUUAUGCAAUUGUUUGUUUAUUUGUUUGUUUGUUUGUUUGUUUUGUUUCCCUAAUCAUGUUGAUUAGAGAUUUGAGAAUAGAUAAACUCGUAUUGUUCUGAACUAUAACGAGGCUCACUGUAGCUCCCUACCCUACGUUCACACAAGCCCGUGACGAGUGGGCGUGGCCUUUAGUUUCGAUGAGAAGCUGUAGUAGCUGUAUAUAACUUCUAAAGCUAGCUAGUUAAUCAGUGUGAAAAUCAUUCGUUUGGUUUAUGUCUUUCACGCUCGGCUUCGCGCUAGCCUCAUUCCUCUGAUUAGAUUAGCAAAGCACGCUAACUGCACUAGCUGUGUACACUCACUAGAGGCACCAUCGAUCUCUGCUACCUCCUCCCUAGCUUUAUUUUUCUACGUCAUGUCUCUGUACACAGGUAAUAAGAGCUUGUAUCUGACAGGAUCAUUCGAAACCACGGUUUUGUUUUUCUUCUAUUUUUCUGUCAAACCGAAGCACAUCGCAGGGAGAAAAUGAAGCUUCGAAUAGGAAAGGAUCGGUCCGAGAACUCGGUCCAGACAAUCGCUUGGAUUUGUCGCUUCGCAUCUCAUUUGCAUGAAAUUAAGAAACCUCAUUUGAGAAGUCGCUGAAAUCGUUUGGUUUGGUGUAGAAAACGUUCUCCUGUCAUUCCGUCGCUCGCUCUUGUGAACGUAGGGUUCCGGUCACUUCACGACAAAUCAGAAUAAUCACGAAGCGGAUCCUGACCGUAACAGAAACCUGUGUGUUAGUAUGAUGGUGUUAAUGGAACCCAGGUCUGGGAAGAAUGCAGAUAAAGCUACUAGAUCCUCAACACAUUUUCUGAGGAGAAAGGUUUUUUCUUGAAGGCAGCGAUGUUGACAGACCAGUUUCUCAGACGAAAUGUCCAACACUGCAUGGCAGAAUCAUCAGGACUGGACGCUGGAGUCAGCAGUUACUCCACAGAGCUCUUAUAUUUAUUGAAUGCAGCACCUAUGAUAUUUUUAUAUUAAAAAAAACUCAAAAAAGAAAAGAAAAAGCCCUAGAGUUUUGCACGCACUCAGACGUUUUUUGACUAGAAAAUGUUGUUUUUUUUUUUGUUUUUUUGGUUGGUUGGUUUCCUCUUGAAACAAACAAACAAAAAAAACCUUUCUAUAAAAUAUAUUCGACAAAACACUUUAUUUAUUUUUCCCCCUCGGGACACCCAGAGAUUCUGCCGCAUGACAUAAAUGAUUGUUUUAUUAUUAUCAAAAUUGUUAAUAAUUGAUUUUAAUUUUAUUGCUUAUUGAUGAACAUUUCAACCCCGUAAUGAUGUGAAGGUGGAGUCAAACACGGGGCGUGGCUCGUACACGCAAAACACGUUAACAAAAACACGACAAACUCCAAAACGCAUCAGCGGUAACGAGGUCCGGAUUAAACAGCAGCCUGCUUCUACUUCUGUUUGAUUUUUUGUUGAUUUGUUUUUAUUUGUUUUGUUUUCGUUUUGUUCCUUUUUCUGAUCGUUCGUUGUCGUUUUAGUGUCAUAAUUAUUUUUCUGAUUUAUUUUGUUUUUUGAUUUUGUUAACAAAUUUUUGUUUUUCGCAUUUUCUAAUUUGUAGCAGUUUUUAGUUUUGUUGGGUUUUUUUGGUUUUGCUGUUUUUUUCUUUGUGUGUGUGUGUGUGUUGCUAUUGUAUUUAUGUUUUAGUUUUCUGCUUUCUUUUUUUUUUGGUUGUUUGGUUGAUGUUGAUUUCUACAUUUUUUGUUGUAUUUUAGCCUCAUUCCAUGCUUUAAAAUGCCUUUUUUAUUCUUGUUGCCUUUUAGAUUUUGUUAUGUUGGGUUUUUUUUUUACUUUUUCUGUGUUUCUGUUUUGUUUUGUUGUGGUGUUUUAUUGAUGUUUUGUUUUGUUAAUGUUUUGUUUUAUUGUGGUUUUCUUUUGUCAUGGUUUUGUUCUGUUGUGAUUUUGUUUUGUUGAUGUUUUGUUUUGUUGAGGUUUUGUUUUGUUGUUGUUUUGUUUUGUUGAUGUUUUGUUUUGUUGAUGUUUUGUUUUGUUGAUGUUUUGUACGUCCAGGCGACUGUCAGUAUGCCAUAAAGCUUCACAGCCCAAAGCCAUAACCUGUAGCUUCUCCUCCAUAAUCUCACGGUGUUCCACUCAUGCUGUUGUUGUAUUUAAUAAACAUUGGUUGUCACUUGUGCAACAACAACAACAACAACUCCAUUAUAAAGUUUUAUCAUGUUGCAGUGCAAAUCUGUGAUUUAUAACCAUCUCACAAAGCAGAAGAAAGUCAACAUUUUUACUUCAAACUCGAUUCUUCCCUCAGCUUCAGACCAAAUCUAGUUGCAGCGUCGCUUCGGUUUAUUUUCAUUUCCAUGUUUUCAUGCGUGAUUUUAAAUCCUUUAAAUUUCUGAAGUGGAAGAAAGACGAUCUGUGGAAACUUAAGGGCUUGUAAAUCAGUGGGUUACGAUCAGUCACGGACCUUCCGCACAUUUCCAUUCCUUUUUUUGUGUUUUGAUAUUGUGAUAAAUUGUCUAUACAAAAAAAAACCUGGAAGAAUUUUGGUGUACGUCUUUGUUGAAUGCCAAAAAGACUGAAAGAGCGACGCUUGGACUGUUCCACCAUCAGAAAUCAGGACUUGUUAUAUUCAGGGCACUGAAACCACGAACAGAGGAAAUCCACUGACUGUGUUUUAAAGACAAUAAAUUUUACUGAAGCCUGAAACACAUCUACGCAAAUCUCUGAAAAAUGGACGACUUCAUGAUCGGAGGGAAAAUGACGCCGAUAAACAUGUCUGGCUUUUUAUUUCACAGUCAGAGUGAUGCAACUUCCUUUAAACUAGAUAAAAUUUCAGAUUUAUAAAAAGUUGUAAAUUUGCUGAUAAACGUUUGAGGAAUCUCUUGUUAGAUUUUCUACAAUUUAUAGAAUUGUACUGAAACAUUUCUUAUUAACUCUUUAGGUUAAAAAUAUAAAUCUGCUGCAGCUGAGUGGCUCCUGGACAACGAGGCAAAAUGACCAGAGGAAUCUGUCAGGAUUAAUAGCUAAAGCAAUAGGAGUAAGUGAAUAAAUAGAAAUAAGAUUUAAGAAAUAAACAACAAUUAAAACUGGUAGAAUUUAUAGAGUGAACGUGAAAACUUCAGAACAUCAUGAUGAGCUACAAUGAUGUUGUUCUCAGAGAAGGACACGUGAAGCAGUGUUGGGUCGAAGCCUGACGUUGAAGUGAUUCUCAGAAGCUUCACAAAUGAAACAUACGAUAUUGCCAAAAGUAUUGGGACGUCUGUCUUUACAUGCACACGAAUGUAAUAUGGAGUUGUCCCGCCCCUUUACAGCUAUAACAGCUUCAACUCUUCUGGGAAGGCUUUCCACAAGGUUUAGGAGUGUGUUUAUGGGAAUUUUUGACCAUUCCUCUAGAAGCGUGGUCAUUUGUGAGGUCAGGCACUGAUGUUGGACGAGAAGGUCUGGCUCACAGUCUCCACUCUAAUACAUCCCAAAGGUGUUCUAUGGGGUUGAGGUCAGGACUCUGUGCAGGACAGUCAAGUUCCUCCACACCAAACUCACUCAUCCAUGUCUUUAUGGACCUUGCUUUGGUCACUGGUGUGCAGUCAUGUUGGAACAGGAAGGGGUCAUCCCCAAACUGUUCCCACAAAGAGCAUGAAAUUGUCCAAAAUGUCUUGGUAUGAAGCUGAAGCAUUAAGAGUUCCUUUCACUGGAACUAAGGGGCGGAGCCCAACCCCUGAAAAACAACACCUGAACUCAAUGAUCUGGAGGGGUGUCCCAAUACUUUUGGCAAUAUAAUGUACAUCCAAGUGGAAGAAUCCGGCCAGGAGAAUGUAGUGGAGUGGUAAUCAAAACAAUUUGUUAUUGUAAAAUGCUCAGGAAUUAGUUUUAACUGAUAAAAUGAAAUUAAUGUUGUUUUUUUUGUGUAAAAAUUAAUUUUUAUUACUGAUCUAAAAUUUAUAUUUUGUUUUAAAUCCUUCAGUCUCUCAGUUUAGAAGUAAAAUAUCCUGUAACCUAUAUUUACCCCAGCUACACUUUGACUAGCUUGGUUACUGGAAUCGACGCUAACCUAGCAUUAGCAAAGAAACCAGGCUUAGCCAAAUAUAGCUAGUCAAUGUUAGCAAAUUAGCAAAGACUCAAUAUUUCACUCCAUCUCUAGAUUACCACUUGCAGUGCGGUGGAUUGUACAUCUUCACACGCACAUAAUUAGCUAGAGCGCUAAUGACACUGUGCUUGACAAGGUCACUGAAGAUGAAGAAUUAGGAUGAUCCCUAAUGAAUUUCAUUGGCCAUGAGUUCAUGUGAGUGAUGUGUAGAAACCUUCAGGAUUUAAAAUGUAAGAAGGGAAAAGUUGUUUUGUUUUUUUAUCUUGGAAAUGUAAGGAAGUUAGAGAAGGUGUUCAGUUUCAGUAACAUUCAAGCAGCUGAGAUAUUACAGGAGUGUAUUGAGUGAAGCACGGCUGAAGAUGCUGAGUACAGAACGAUACGAAUUUAUGAACUUCUAUCUAAAAGGACUUCCAUGUCUGAUGGUGUAGAACUCCAGUCUCAUGUGUACGGCUUCAGCAGGCUGUUCUUCUGCUCCAUUCAUCCUGAGCAGGACGAUGACGAGGCGCUGCCGUGAUUUACUCGGAAAUCGUCUCUCCCCUAAAAUUCCAGAGGUGUUCAGCUGGAUUGAAGUAUUUAACUUUAUCUAUUAUAGACAGGCUGCAGGUUUAGAAAAUGAGUCCACAGCCUUGAUGAUUAGAAUUAGUGUCUCAGUCCAGAACCUCGUUACCUCAGAAAAUGUGAUUUCAUGCUGUGUUUGACUGAAGCUCAUAACUCUAGGAAAAACACACAGGGAGCUGCCUCUUUACUCGGAAAGUCAGUAAGUCGUGUUCCUGGAUCCUGACACCGUGUCAGCAUGUCUGCUCCGAGCACCAGCGUAAAGAAAACAGCACUAAAUAAUCAGAACACUAGUGUUUAUAUCAGAGCCAUCAUCUUCAUCAUGGUUAAAUCUGUAAAGGUUUGCUAGUCGCUAACAAAAGUGCAAGCUUUCAUGGAGGCGUGUGUUUCUUUCCCCACUUUGUAGCUUAAAAAAAAUUACAUAAUUCCGAGUUCAGGCGUCUCAGUUCUAAGGUAAGUGGAAUGCAGUAUAGUUUUAUAAAUAUCCUGGAUCUCGUAGGAGAUCUUGGCUGAUGCUUGAGCCGUGUCCUCACCGCUUCCUGAUACUUCAGUGAAAUGUUUCAUAUCUUGUAACUUUCUCAGUGUUUUCCAGUAACAAAAACACGGCUCUGCUAUGAUAGAGUGUUAGCGUCAGCUCUCUGCUGCCGCUCUUCAGCUCGCUGUGUAAAUUGGCCGCGCUGCAUCAAGUGCUACUCUACGUGCUGCUGAAUAAUGAGCUGUGGAGAUUGUUCUGCUGUUCGGUUAGACUGCCGUGGACUCGCAAUACUCAAGACUCCUCCGUUUAUUUCAGUGCUCGCUGUCACUUCUCUUAUUUAUCAACAUCCAUCCAUCCAUCAUCUAUACCCGCUUUAUUCCUAAUUUGGGUCACAGGGUCCUGCUGGAGCCUAUCCUAGCACACAUGGCAGGGGUACACCCUGGACUGUCCAUCACAUAUAGACAGACAACCUCACACUCACUCCUAUGGGAGUUAUUAGAAUCACCAAUCAACCUAAUGUACAUGUUUUUGGACUGUGGGAGGAAACCAGAGUACCCAGAGUAAACCCACACAGGCACGGGGAGAACACGCAAACUCCACACAGAAAGACGACUGCCUGUUCGAACCCGGGAUUCCAACACGGGACCUUCUUGCUGUGAGGCAACAGAGCUGACCACUAAGCCACCAUGCUGCCCUAUUUAUCAACAUAUUUGUUAUUAUUUAUUUGUUCGUUUUGUCCCAUGUUUAAUCUGUAUUACAUCAUAAUGAGGUUUCUAAAGCAGGAAUUUAGCAGGUGCUCCAAUUAACAUCCAUAAAACAUAUUUUUCUUUGUUAAUGGGAUCUCAGGAUUCUCAGCUUCUUCCACACUAAAAUCCAGGACUACAAAAUCAGGACUUCCUGGUGCACGGAUUUAUUUCAUGGGCUGUUUGUUUAUAGGCGUGGCCUGUGCUAAAUGCUAUUAGAAUUGCUUUAGGGGAAAAAAUGUUAGGGGGGGGGGGCACAAAUUGCUUUGAUAAUUGUUCAAUUUUGUCCCUCAUUAAAGUUACACACAUGCACACAGUCAUUAACACUAACUGUAUCAGUCCCAGAGGGAACAUUAGACAUCAUCAUCAUGGAGGCUGAAAGGAUUUCAGGACUUAUUCAACAUAUUUACAUAUUAAAUCUGUUUUUGUUUUGUUUUUGUUUUUUAAACCAAACGCUAAAAUUAAAACAGAAAGUGAAGCAUUCUAUGAAAUGAUUCUUAGAUUUUAUUUAAUCAAAGCGUAUAUUUCAGUUCUUUUCUUUCAGAUCUUUGGAGCUGGAUUGUUUUGUCCAUUCUCUGU